Messenger RNA from Meriones unguiculatus (Mongolian gerbil), 738 nucleotides. RefSeq names its product copper metabolism domain containing 1 (gene Commd1). The transcript is spliced from 3 exons. Gene Ontology annotation, cellular component: endosome. The coding region runs from base 39 to 605 and encodes 188 amino acids. NCBI's taxonomy places the organism in Eukaryota, Metazoa, Chordata, Mammalia, Rodentia, Muridae. The record is from RefSeq and is a predicted model, not a curated record. Gene Ontology annotation, biological process: copper ion homeostasis; regulation of proteasomal ubiquitin-dependent protein catabolic process; negative regulation of sodium ion transmembrane transport.
GUAGCGGGGCGGAGCGCGGCCGCCGGCCCUGCCUAGCCAUGGCGGGCGAGCUGGAGGGCUGCAAGUCCCUGAGCGGGCUGCUGGGCGGCCUGGCGCAGAGCGCUUUCCACGGGCAGCCGGGCCUCACCGAGGAGCUGCUGCACGGCCAGCUCUACCCGGAAGUGCCGCUGGAGGAGUUCCGCCCCUUCCUGGCCAAGAUGAGGGGCCUUCUGAAGUCCAUUGCAUCUGCAGACAUGGAUUCCAACCAGUUAGAGGCAUUUCUGACUGCUCAGACCAAGAAGCAAGGCGGCAUCACCAGUGAGCAAGCCGCAGUCAUUUCCAAGUUUUGGAAGAGCCAUAAGACAAAAAUCCGAGAGAGCCUCAUGAACCAGAGCUGCUGGGACAACCGGCUCCGGGGCCUGAGCUGGAGAGUGGACAGCAAGUCUCAGUCAAGGCAGACAGCUCAAAUACAUACCCCUGUUGCCAUGAUAGAGCUGGAGUUCGGGAAAGGCGGACAGGAAUCUGAAUUUCUGUGUCUGGAAUUUGAUGAAGUUAAGGUCAAGCAAAUCCUGAAGAAGCUGUCAGAGGUAGAAGAGAGUAUCAACACGCUGAUGCAGGCAGCCUAGCAGAAGGUGACGUAGGAAGGAGUGUUGAAAUGCAGGUGUUCACGAACUUUCCUGCUUCCUCAUCGGUGUUACCAAAAGACAUUGUAUACAUGUAUGAAAGUUUCAAAGAAUAAAUAAAAAAAUAUUUUAAAAA